CACCAACCCAACCAAACCAACGCGGCAAAUUCUUCUCCUCUCCAGUCUACCUCCGCCUGUGUCCUAGCGCUGCCGCCGUGCCGUGCCUCAGCGCCAGCCGCCGCCGACGCCUGAAUCCCGUACCACGCCCCCACCCCCAACACCCCCGCCUCUCACGCCCCUCGUGCCCAUCGCCGAUCCCGUUUCCCCUCACCGCAGCAUCGCGUUCCCGCGGCCUCCGCCCCUUCCGCAACCUUCGGCCAUUGGUUUGUGAGCAGAGUCUUCAAGAUUUGAGCACCACAGGCAACAGCCUCCUACAUCCUAGUGUCGGUACUUGGUAGGGUAAUCUUCCCUGGUCCCCAGAAGCUGACUUCUAUAUGAGAAGCUUGAACGGAGCAUGUGAACCAUCCUGAAAUCUGAUGCACAUGUGGACCAUCCUGGUCGUGAGGCUUCCACCGAUCAGUCUUUAAUUAGGCUAUGCAAAUGGCUCUGCUAGCAAGGCUAUCUCUUGCAAGCUCUGAAGCAAGAGAGUCUAGUUUGGAAGAAAGACAUGCUGGUUCUGAUGAACAAACUUUGGAACAAUCAACGGAGGAAGCAUCUCAAGCAUCUCAUUUUGACAGUGAUUCGCAGGUUCUUCUAGUCAGCUCUUCGGUUGAUGGUAGUCUUCCUAAUACCGGUCAGCUUGAUAGGGAGUGUGACAUUGACAAUGGGAUGACAGGGGUACCAAGUGAUAGGACAAAUUACAGUGGUGAUGCGUCUGGAGAGGUUGCUGACGGGGGGCUUUCUGUCCCUUCCGCCCCUCAAAGGGAGAAUGUAAUCCUGCCAAGAUUGGGUGAUAUCUGCAUGGAAGGGCCAUCUGUUCGGCGGCAAACAGCUGACAGGGGAUUCCCCAGAAUAAUAUCGUCGUCAUCCAUGGAUGCCCGGGGUGAUUUCUCUGCCAUCGAGAAUCAGGUACGCGAGCUAAUCAAUGAUUUGGGAAGCGAUUCCAUAGAAGGUCAGAGAUCAGCAACAUCAGAGAUUCGCCUUCUAGCUAAACACAACAUGGAGAACAGGAUUGCCAUUGCUAAUUGUGGGGCUAUAAACUUGCUGGUUGGCCUUCUUCAUUCACCAGAUGCCAAAGUCCAGGAAAAUGCAGUGACGGCCCUCCUCAAUUUGUCACUCAGUGAUAUUAAUAAGAUUGCCAUCGUGAAUGCAGAUGCUGUUGAUCCACUCGUCCAUGUCCUGGAAACAGGGAACCCUGAAGCUAAAGAGAACUCAGCAGCUACUUUGUUCAGUCUCUCAUUUAUUGAAGAUAACAGAGCGAGGAUUGGACAAUCUGGCGCCGUAAAGCCUCUCGUGGACUUGCUAGGAAAUGGGAGCCCACGAGGAAAGAAAGAUGCGGUUACUGCAUUGUUUAAUUUAUCCAUACUUAAUGAGAACAAGGGUCGAAUUGUGCAAGCUGAUGCUCUGAGGCACCUAGUUGAGCUCAUGGACCCAGCUGCUGGAAUGGUCGAUAAGGCUGUAGCUGUCUUGGCAAAUCUUGCUACGAUACAAGAAGGGAGGACUGCGAUUGGGCAGGCGCGUGGUAUUCCAGCCCUUGUUGAAGUUGUCGAACUGGGUUCAGCGAAAGCGAAGGAAAAUGCUGCUGCGGCAUUGCUUCAGCUAUGUACAAACAGCAACAGGUUUUGUAACAUAGUUCUUCAAGAGGAUGCCGUGCCCCCUUUAGUCGCCCUGUCACAGUCAGGAACACCACGCGCAAGAGAAAAGGCGCAGGCUCUUCUCAGCUACUUCCGCAGCCAAAGACAUGGGAACUCAGGAAGGAGAUGAUAAUGAUGAUGGUCCUACGAUUAUUUUAUAGUGUACAUCAAGCAUUUCCCUGGAUUUCUCAGAUGAUGGUUAUUGUUGUGGCGCUGUGUACUGCUUAUAGUCAGAUUGAGAUUGUGCUCAUCAUCUCAAGCUACUGGUGGAUUAGUUGGUGUGUUUGUGACCGGUCGUUGUUGUUGUUGAGAUGGUGUAUUUUUCAGGUUUAUAUUUUUCUACAGCUUGUCUAUUGGUAUCUGUUUCACUGAGAUUUAGUUUCGUACAUGUUAUUAGCUGAUUCAAACAGUGAUUUAACCUGCAUGCUUUCUCUUC
Molecule: messenger RNA, 2091 nt
Organism: Triticum dicoccoides
Lineage: Eukaryota; Viridiplantae; Streptophyta; Magnoliopsida; Poales; Poaceae
Product: U-box domain-containing protein 4-like
Exons: 3
Coding region: 457-1785 (442 amino acids)
Molecular function (GO): protein binding
Source: RefSeq, a predicted model, not a curated record